ACUCUACAUACUGUAUUACAAUAUUAAUACACAUUUCUUCGCCUUUCAUUCUCCCCCUCGCAUCUCCUUCCACUCGUGUCGAUGCCUACUAGAAAUGGGCACACAGAGCAAGUCUGCCGAGAUAUAUUAGUCUGCUUAGUCAACCAAGAACCCCUCUAUUGGGCGGGGGAUUUGGGUCAUGUGGGUCACGAUGGCUCCUCAACCGGGGGACGUUUGAAGCUCCCUUCGCCCUCUGCUCGUUCUGCCGUUGAUAAGGGAUUCCUGGAAAGGAAGCUUAAUUAUGUUCAUUCGCCGGAGAUGCGGAUAGCCUUGACAAGUCUAACAAGUUUGACCGGGCAUCGGAAUGAUCGAUCAAUCCAUUUGUGUGGAGUGAGAGAAGGAGAGGGAGGAAAACAAAUUCCCCCAGACGAAACCCGAUUCAUACCUGACGUACCUUGAUCAGGAAACUUACUUUGCAUACGAGUUGGAUUUGUUUUGCUUUGCCCGCUUUCUCCCCCUCUUUUGCUCAAAGGAAAAUACACACACACACACACACACAUCACAUCACAUCAUGACCAGGACUCUUGAGCUUCUCGAUGCGUUGCUUGGAGAUCUGUGUCUGUCGGAACUGCAAAGAAACACACUGUGAGUCGGCUUGGCAAAGUUGCAGGUUGUCUGGAGUUGCCACGACCAUGUCACCGUGUUCCGAGGAGCUGGUGUGCAGGUUCAACAACGACGACGGCAUCCACGCGGCCCUCGACAAGAACACCACAUCUUCAACCUCGAUAGCGGACCUGUCAGAGGACAUCUUCUUGCUGGUCCUGAGGGACUUGUCCGCUUGGGACCUCGUCAGUUGUCAGCGAGUGUGCAGUUCGUGGCGCUCCGCCUUCAGCAGAGAGGGAUACAUCAGACUCGUGCUGCAGAAUUACCCGCGGACGAGAGAGAUCAGGUCGCUACCCAGGAGCGCACUCAAUUUCAACUCUUCCUUCCGACCCUCCUCUCUCGGGUGGCAAGAGCUGCUCCUCUUGAUCGCGACGCGGUACAGGAACCUCUCCAGGGGCACGGCGAGGCAGGUGCUCAGAUACCCCAUGGCCCCCCUCGAACAGCACGGCGACUGGUACAGCGUCGGCCAGUGGGAGUACCACGAGAGUCAACCCGGAGGCCGUCUGUACUACGAGACCGCCGCCAUCCACCUGAGCAAGCUCGGGGCCAAGCCUUACCUGUUCAGGCCGACCAUGUGGUCGUACGACGACGGACUCUUGGUCUACGCCCCUUCCUCGCGGUGUCUCGGCGACAAGGGGUACUUCCCCGAGACGCUCAGCCUCUUGGACCUGUCCACCGGGCGGCAGUGUCCCGUGCCUUUUAGCAACGAGGGCAAGAUCAUCCGCAACCUCCGGCUCAAAGACCGGACCUUGAUCAUCGAGUGGGCCGAGAAGGACCCCUUUCACAACCUCAACGCCAUGGAACAGGUCAACCGGCACUUUGCAAACUGUUUCGACGUCCGUCGCCGAGGCGGCGGCGGCGACGACGACCACGAGCCGUGGGAGGUGUGCUGGCGGUCCGAGUGGAAGAUGCACUUCCUGGGCCUCCCGCCCAACUACCACGACCGGUUCUUCUCCACCCACGACUCGACGCACUACGCCGUGUACUUUUGGCAGCCGAACCGGAGCAUGUACACGGGGGACGAGGAGCUGCCGAUCGAGUCCCUGUCGGUGUGGGACAUUUCCCGCCGGUCGCCCUACCGGCCGUCGACCGACCCGUCCGGCAGGUUCCGCCCGCCCGACCACCACCGCCGCCGCGACGGCCCCCGCGUCGUGUCGAGGUUCUCCUUCACCGACAUGGACUUUGUGGGCGUCCGGCAGCACGCCAGCAUCGCGCUGAUGUCCCUCCGGGUCGACUCGGGCACGAGGUCCCUGACGGUGCGGGAGAACGUCAACGUCGCGGGGCAGGGCUACUUCGACCCGGCCGAGCGGCUGUGGUGCGCGAGGACGACCACGUUCCCGUUCGAGGGGCAGGGCCCCCGGCUGUACCGGGAGUGGGACGGGAACCUCCCGCCCUACCGGGGCCACUGCAGCAUGGAGAGCGCCGACGUGGAGGAGAGCGAGCGUUGGUUCCUCCCCGUCAUGGACGUGGUCGACGCCGACGCCGGCGUCCGGAUGAGCCUGGUGGAGACGUGCUUCUCCGGCCAGAGCGUCGAGAACAGACUGGUCGUCAGGUUGAAGGUGACGGGUGCCGCCGACACCACCACCGCCGCCGCCGCCGUCGACGAAUGGGUCACGUUGGAGGAUCAGCUCGCCGCAGAAGUCAGCGCCAUGGGGAGGAUCGCGGGCGACGAGCGGUGGCUGGUCGGACAGAAUGACCGCAUGGAGAUUGUGGUGUUGAAAUUUUGACUUCACUCACACACACACACGCCGAGACUUGAUGAUCCAUCACAUAGCAGGACAAAGGAGAUGUCCGGGAAGUAAGGAAAUUUUUGUUGUACCCCCCAAAGCCCAGGCCAGUCCAGUAUGUAUUCGAGCGACAACAAAGUGAUUGUACAGGUUGCGACGAGGGACCCCCCUGACAAAAACAACCCUAGGUAUAAAUAUCCUUUUUGAUUCUCUUUCUUACAUUCCAAAUCAUAAACCCUGAG
Molecule: messenger RNA, 2611 nt
Organism: Exophiala oligosperma
Lineage: Eukaryota; Fungi; Ascomycota; Eurotiomycetes; Chaetothyriales; Herpotrichiellaceae
Exons: 1
Coding region: 576-2369 (597 amino acids)
Molecular function (GO): protein binding
Source: RefSeq, a predicted model, not a curated record